Messenger RNA from Oldenlandia corymbosa var. corymbosa, 1797 nucleotides. Lineage: Eukaryota; Viridiplantae; Streptophyta; Magnoliopsida; Gentianales; Rubiaceae. The record is from the annotation of a GenBank genome assembly.
GGCAAACAUAGGAAUUUAAUUUAAAAAUUAAAAAAAAAAUUAAAACGAAUACCAGUACGAAAAAAGCGAAAAAAAAGUUUUAAAGAGCCAAUAGAUUCACUUGCACGGAAUCCUGAAACCCUUCUCGCCGUGGUUUACACUUUUCUCUAUAACACACUCUCUUUCUCUCUCUAACGUCAUCGUCUUUUCCUCUCUCUUUCUCUUUCCUCCUUCCUUCACCAACCUCUCUUUAUAACCCACUUCUCUUGCUUCCACUCACCCCUCAAUUCCCCCAUUUCUCUCAACUCUCUCUGUUCCAUUCUCCAAUUUCCCAUCUCUUCAAUCAAAACAAUAAGCAAAAAAAAGAAAAAAACUGUUUAAUAAUAUUUUUCUGAUUCUUAAUGGACUCAACAAAGCCUGUAAAGAGGCAUUGUUUCAAUGAAGAAGACGACGGUCUUGCUUCUUUAGCAGACAUGGAAGCUGGAUUCUCAGGAAACAUUGAAAAAUACCCUUUGGUUUCUAGGCCACUUCUCCAUUGUAAUAACAGCAGUAUUCAAAGAAGGAACAGUUUGAGGAGUUUUUCUUCGGUUACUAGUACUGGGUUUGUUUCAUCGCCUAGAUCUGUUAAUGCUACUAUGAGGUUUUAUGAGGAGCCGCCACAGCCCCAUUUCUUGGAUGCUUGUUUUCUCUGCCAGAAGCUCCUUGGUGCCAACAGUGAUAUCUUUAUGUACAGAGGAGAUACUCCAUUCUGUAGUGAAGAGUGCAGACAAGAGCAAAUAGAGAUGGAUGAAGCUAAAGAAAAGAGUUGGAAUCUCUCCGCCUCCAUGAGAGCUAUGAGGAAAAAGGAUCAAAGAAAAUCGUCUUCCCCGAAUAAAACCGCCCGAGAUUGCACGUUUCGCACCAGCACAGUUGCCGCUGCUUGAUGCUUUUUAACCGACUGAUGAUCAAGCUCACCUAAUUAUGUUUAUGACUACUAUAUAAGAAAAGAGUAAAGAAAAGACAGUACUUUGGUUAAAAAUAGUGGCUUUGAGAAGAAGAACAACAUAUCGGAGAUUUUGGCGGUGAGGCCAAGGUUUGCCGUUAUUAUAGUACAGGAACAGAGAGAAGAAGAAGAGCCUAAAAAGAUGCGGCCUUGGAAGAUGGUUUUUUUUUUUUAUAAGGUUUUUUGUUUCCCCUGUAAAAUGAACUGUAAAUUUUGAUCUGAGAGGCCCGUUUUGGCUUGGUGUUGGCAAUGAUGAUCAAUCUUUGGAGAUGGCUCUUUUUCAGUUUUUUGGUUUUUUGGUACCGUGAUAAAGGCAUGUCUGUUCCUUUUUUUGGAGCUUUUGUUCAUAUGGCAAUGAGAAAAGAAGAGAGAAAAAAGCAGUAUGCAAAAGUUAUGUUAGUAAAAAUGUAAAAUGCGAAGAGAACCUUUUUUUUUUGUUCCUUCCAUUUGAUUACGAUUGAUCAUGCCUUCACCCUUUUGUUUUUUUCCUCCCCGUUAAUUUUUUUGCCAGUUUGAAACUGAUGUUUGCAUCUUUAAUGCGCCAUGGAAAUUUGAAAGUAGAGUGAGUUCUCCUUGCAAGCUGGAGCAAAAAAACUGGCAAAAAGUGCCUCCCCACCUGCUGCAUGUUGCUGUUAAUGGUGGGAUGGAAAAUGCCCAACUGAGUUCUUGCCUUUUUGAGUUUUGAGGGCUUUGUUUUUACAUUAAGGUUCACAUCAUCAUCACAGAAAGGGACUGGUAUUGGAUCCAGCAGGAAAUGAAAGGGAAAAAAGGGGUGAUGUUCAUCAUUGAUGCUCCAUAGCUCUCUGAAAAAUUGCAGGGUUUUUUUUUUUUUCUUU